Molecule: messenger RNA, 1269 nt
Organism: Closterium sp. NIES-65
Lineage: Eukaryota; Viridiplantae; Streptophyta; Zygnematophyceae; Desmidiales; Closteriaceae
Source: the annotation of a GenBank genome assembly
AUGGGGCUGGCUCUAGCAUGGGGCUGGCUCAAGCAUGGGGCUGGCACAAGCAUGGGGCUGGCUCAAGCAUGGGGCUGGCUCAAGCAUGGGGUCGACUCAAGCAUUGGGGCUGGCUCAAACAUGGGGCUGGCUCAAGCAUCAAGCAUGGGGCUGGCUCUAGCAUGGGGCUGGCUCAAGCAUGGGGCUGGCUCAAGCAUCAAGCAUGGGGCUGGCUCAAGCAUCAAGCAUGGGGCUGGCUCAAGCAUGGGGCUGGCUCAAGCAUCAAGCAUGGGGCUGGCUCAAGCAUGGGGUUGGCUCAAGCAUGGGGCUGGCUCUAGCAUGGGGCUGGCUCAAGCAUGGGGCUGGGUCAAGCAUGGGGCUGGCUCAAGCAUGAGGCUGGCUCUAGCAUGGGGCUGGCUCAAACAUGGGGCUGGCUCAAGCAUCAAGCAUGGGGCUGGCUCUAGCAUGGGGCUGGCUCUAGCAUGGGGCUGGCUCAAGCAUGGGGCUGGCUCAAGCAUGGGGCUGGCUCAAGCAUGGGGCUGGCUCAAGCAUGGGCCUGGCUCUAGCAUGGGGCUGGCUCAAGCAUCAAGCAUGGGGCUGGCUCUAGCAUGGGGCUGGCUCAAGCAUGGGGCCCGCUCAAGCCAUGGGGCUGGCUCAAGCAUCAAGCAUGGGGCUGGCACAAGCAUCAAGCAUGGGGCUGGCUCAAGCAUGGGGCUGGCUCAAGCAUCAAGCAUGGGGCUGGCUCAAGCAUGGGGUUGGCUCAAGCAUGGGGCUGGCUCUAGCAUGGGGCUGGCUCAAGCAUGGGGCUGGGUCAAGCAUGGGGCUGGCUCAAGCAUGGGGCUGGCUCUAGCAUGGGGCUGGCUCAAACAUGGGGCUGGCUCAAGCAUCAAGCAUGGGGCUGGCUCUAGCAUGGGGCUGGCUCUAGCAUGGGGCUGGCUCAAGCAUGGGGCUGGCACAAGCAUGGGGCUGGCUCAAGCAUGGGGCUGGCACAAGCAUGGGGCUGGCUCAAGCAUGGGGCUGGCUCAAGCAUGGGCCUGGCUCAAGCAUGGGGCUGGCUCAAGCAUCAAGCAUGGGGCUGGCUCUAGCAUGGGGCUGGCUCAAGCAUGGGGCCCGCUCAAGCGUGGGGCUGGCUCAAGCAUGGGGCUGGCUCUAGCAUGGGGCUGGCACAAGCAUGGGGCUGGCUCAAGCAUGGGGUCGACUCAAGCAUUGGGGCUGGCUCAAGCAUGGGGCUGGCUCAAGCAUGGGGCUGGCUCAAGCAUGGGACUGGCUCUAGCAUGGGGCUGGCUCUAG